GCUGGUGGUUUGGAACCCGUAUUGCGGGAAGCCCCUGUGGAUCGAGCUCACAAAUAAACUCAAUAUAUGGCCCCAUUCUUCGUAUGCCCUCGGAUACGACAAGAGCAGCAACUCCUACAAAGUCUUAAGAUUUAGGGAUUAUUCUAUGACCGGGGUUUCCAUUGAUUUCACAAUCCACGACCUAAACUCUGAUUCAUGGAGGGUUCUUGAUAUCACUCCAGACUGGAAGGUGACUUUCUUUCAUGCUGGCGUGUCUCUCAAUGGAAAUACCUACUGGCUUGCUACGAAGGCGGGGGAGUCAGACGAGUAUGAAGAUGGUUGCUUGGUCUGUUUUGAUUUCACAAGGGAGACAUUUGGGCCACGGUUGCCUCUGCCUUUCGAGCAUGUGCUUGAAGAUACUGUGAGUCUAUCUGUUGUCAGAGGAGGAGAGAAGCUUGCGGUUUUGUUUCAGCCAUGGGAUACUUUAAAGGUGGAGAUAUGGGUUACGAGCAAGAUUGAGCCCGACGCGGUGACGUGGGAAAGCAAGGUGUUCUUGGAAGCGAGUUUGAAAAAAUUCAUUCACCCUAUGUUUCAGUUUCGCAUUAGAGGUGCUAGUUUCUUCAUUGACGAGGAGAAGAAAGUCGCCAUGGUUAUGGAUAAAGAGUUCGUUCUUCGCGCUGUACAGCCUACUCGCCACCAAGCUUACAUCAUUGGAGUGGAUGGGUCCUUGAAGAAAGUUGAUCUUGGAGAAGCUGCUGACAAACGGAAUUUACCACUUGCGUGCUCUUAUCUUCCAAGUUUGAUCCAACCUUAUUAG
Molecule: messenger RNA, 796 nt
Organism: Microthlaspi erraticum
Lineage: Eukaryota; Viridiplantae; Streptophyta; Magnoliopsida; Brassicales; Brassicaceae
Source: the annotation of a GenBank genome assembly